AAUAGUUCACAUUUAAUAGUAACUAACAAGGUUUAAUACUGAUUAAGCCAUUUUUCAAUAAAAACAAACAUAAUUGUUUUUAAAUAAAAUAAAAACCACCGCCGCCACCAAUUUUCGGUUCUCGGACCGACUCACCGGUACGAAGCCGGUUCUCGGACCGAGUCACCCGGUAUGAAAGCGACGUUCGCCUGAAGAAGCCCCGUACGAAGGCAUUUUUGGCGCGCUAGGUCUGGUACGAAGCCGGUUUUCGUAGCGUUAGUCCCGGUACGAAGGCAAUUUUUGGCCUGCUCCGAAAAUGGCCUUUGUACCGGGACUGGCGCUACGAAAAUCAACUUCGUACCAUGCUUCGCCUACCGGAAAUAAUUUUCGGGAAGGUGGGGAGACAAAGAGUGGAAGGUGGGGAGAUGGAAGAACAUAUCUCUGUUGCCGACGACCCCAAACUCAGAAUUCGGCGAGCUUCUCCACCUUGCUUCCUCAAGCACCGCUCCUGGUUGCCGACAGGCGACAGUGAUGGGGAGACAGAGAGUGGAAGGUGGGGACUGGGGAGGGCAGGAGGAUGGUGUGGGCCGGCGAGGGUUGCCGUCGGCGAGAGUGGGAGGGGAGUGAGUAGAUUGGAGAUGGAAGGUGGGAGGGCAGAGGAUGGAGUGGCUGGCGGCGGUAGUCACAAGGGGAAUGGUUUUUGCGGCGGUGGUCACAAGGCUGAAGGGGAAGGGUUUUUUCAAUUUUGAACCAAGGGUAAAUUUGUCUUUUUCAUAUAACUGUGGGCGGCAAAUAGUAAUUUGUUGGGCGUUAAAUAGCGAUUAAGCUCUUUUAAGGUUUUUGGUCAUUAGUACUGUUUGAUGCAAAAUAAGAUUUUUAUUCACAC
Linum trigynum is the source of this 865-nucleotide messenger RNA. Lineage: Eukaryota; Viridiplantae; Streptophyta; Magnoliopsida; Malpighiales; Linaceae. The record is from the annotation of a GenBank genome assembly.